UGAAGGUAAUGGAGUUUCUCUCCUCAUCUAUAUUUUCUCCAAGACCAACAGGGAAGAACGACGACAUGAGAGCAACCUUCGAUUCCCAAGAUGCUUGUAGUUCACGGAUAUGGCGGGCCCGACUCGGAUUUUCUUACAAUAAUUUAAGAGCUUAAUUAAGGAGAAAGAAAAAAAAAAAAGGGAUUUUGCAAGCUUUUGUGGCGUUUACGUUAAGCUGCGGAGAACUAAUAUGGUUGGUUUUCAUUUCCUACCAAAAACCGAAGCUGCCAUUGCUGAGAAUAAUAAAGUUUCCUCGACGUUAUCAUCUGGGUUUUCUGUGUUUACUUGUUGUCAAGAAGGGUUCGUCUUCCAGAUAAGUUUCCUGAUUAGAUAUCGUGGUUAUUGCAAGUAGAAUAAAAGAAUCUUUUUGUUUCAGAAUUUUUUUUUUUCUGAUUUUUCUGUGAUUCUCUUUCUAAAUUUCAUUUGAAUUUGUACUCUGUAUAUUUUGGGUGGUUCUGUAUCUGUAGUUGUAGAGGAAUUGGGGUGUUUGGAGGAUUUUUUUUGUCAGAACACAAUUGUGGGCUGGGUGAGGUAUAAUAGAGGUUUUUUUUUUUUGUGGCUCUGGAUUCAUCGUAUUGCAGAGCAGCUCGGUGUCGACUUACCGGAGAACGAUCUUCUUUGAUUGGGUUUGGAUUUAAUUAAGUUCUUUGACUGGGAGGAAACUAGAGUAGUUUCCGGAUUAGAGAUGGGGAAACCUACAGGGAAGAAGAAGGCACAGCCACAGUCAAAAGGGAAAUCUGGUGGUGCAAAUGCGAAGCAGAACAAAUCCGGGGACCAGGGCACUAAGGCUUAUGACAAGGACACAGCUGUCUUCAUCACCAUGUCUCAGGGGCUGAAAGAGGAAGGGAACAAGCUUUUUCAACAGAGGGAUUAUGAAGGAGCCAUGUUGAAGUAUGAGAAAGCCCUCAAGUUGCUACCCAGAAACCACAUAGAUGUAGCCCACCUUCACAGUAACAUGGCUGCUUCCUACAUGCAUAUGGGAGUGGCCGAUUACCCCAAGGCCAUCAGAGAGUGCAAUUUGGCUCUUGAAGUGGCGCCCAAGUACAGUAAAGCUCUCUUGAAGAGGGCUCGGUGCUAUGAAACUAUUAACAGACUUGAAUUAGCCUUGAGAGAUGUUAAUACGGUUCUUAGCACGGAGCCAAAAAAUCUCACAGCAUUGGAGCUUGAAGAAGGUUUGAAGAAGGCAAUUGAGAACAAGGGUAUCCAGGUGGGGGAUAAAGGGAUCAUUUUGGCUCCAGAAAACAUUGAAUAUCUUCCUGAUUCACCGCCAUGUAUAGUUAAAGAGAAGAACAAAAAGAAAAGCCAUAAAAAUGAGAAAAAGAAAGCUGAAGACAAAGCUGAGGAGAAGAAAAUCGAGGGUAAAAUUGAUGAAAAGAAAGCUGAAGACAAAGCUGAGGAGAAGAAAAUCGAGGGUAAAAUUGAUGAAAAGAAAGCUGAAGACAAAACUGAGGAGAAGAAAAUUGAGGGCAAAAUUGAUGAAAAGAAAGCUGAAGACAGAGCUGAGGAGAAUAAAAUUGAAGGCAAAAUGGAUGAAAAGAAAGCUGAAGAUAAGGUGGUUGUGGAAGAAAAUGUUGGUAGUAUAAAGAAAGAAGAAGCCACUAGAACAGUGAAAUUCGUGUUUGGAGAGGAUAUAAGAUGGGCUCAACUACCGGUUAAAUGUAGUAUUGUGCAGCUGAGGGAGACAGUUAGAAAUCGCUUCCCAAGCUCAAAGGCAGUUCUUAUCAAAUACAGGGAUCAAGAAGGUGAUUUGGUUACAAUCACCACCACUGAAGAGCUGGGAUGGGCUGAAGCGUCAGCAUAUUCUCAGGGUUCACUUAGACUCUACAUUGUAGAAGUUCAUCCUGAGCAAGAGCCAAUAUUCGAGGCAAUAGAAAAUGGUAAAGACGAGGAGAAGUCCUGGAAGAACCAAAAUAAAAUUGCCGAGAUUGACGAGAAUGGUAAUGGGGAAAUGGAAACUAGGCCAACUUGUAUUGAUGACUGGAUCAUCCAGUUUGCUUGUCUGUUCAAGAACCAUGUUGGGUUCAAUUCGGAUGCAUAUUUGAAUCUUCAUGAACUUGGGAUGAAGCUUUAUUCAGAAGCUAUGGAGGAUACUGUUACAAGUGAAGAAGCUCAAGGCCUUUUCGAUAUUGCUGCAGAGAAGUUCCAAGAGAUGGCAGCUCUAGCCCUGUUCAACUGGGGAAAUGUUCACAUGUCGAGGGCAAGGAAGAGGGUGUUCUUUACAGAAGAUGCUUCAAGUGAAUCCAUACUUGAACAGGUUAAAACGGCAUAUGAGUGGGCACAAAGAGAAUAUGUGAAAGCGGGAAACCGAUAUGAAGAAGCUCUAAAAAUCAAGCCGGACUUCUAUGAAGGCCUUCUUGCACUUGGGCAACAGAAAUUUGAGCAAGCAAAACUUUCUUGGUAUUAUGCUAUAGGGCACAAAGUUGAUCUGGAGACAUGGCCAUCUUCAGAAGUUAUAGAGCUUUUCGACGGUGCUGAAGACAAUAUGGAGAGGGGAAUGCAGAUGUGGGAGGAGAUGGAGGAGCAGGGUCCUAUUGAACUCUUGAAACCAGAUAAGGCAAAAACCCAGUUGAAGAAAAUGGGGUUGGAUGGGCUAUUUAAAGAUGUAUCAGCAGAAGAAGCAGCAGAGCAGGCUGCAAAUAUGAGAUCUCAAAUAAAUCUUUUAUGGGGUACCAUGCUGUAUGAGCGGUCUAUUGUGGAAUUCAAAUUAGGGAUGCCUGUCUGGGAAGAAUGUCUGGAGGUUGCUGUUGAAAAAUUUGAGCUUGCUGGAGCUUCUCCAACUGACAUUGCUGUUAUGAUAAAGAAUCAUUGCUCCAAUGAAACUGCACCAGAAGGUGUGGGGUUCAAAAUUGAUGAGAUAGUACAGGCAUGGAAUGAGAUGUAUGAUGCUAAAAGGUGGCAGAGUGGUGUUCCAUCCUUCCGGCUGGAACCAUUAUUUCGAAGACGAAUUCCAAAACUUCAUCAUCUCUUGGAGAAUGUGUGAUCUAUCUUUCUUUGAUUUAUCUGGAUCAGAGUUUAAGCCAGCAUUCUUUAGAGCAGUGAAAGGAGUCAGUUUUGUUGCUCCAUUGUCCAGUAGCUGCAUUGGUGCUGAAUGAAAUAGUUGCAUAUUGGCUGAAAAAACACAGCAUCCAGCACUGCAGGGAGCUUUCAAAUUGAUCUGAACUCACCAUCAUCAAGGUUCAAAAGUUAUUUUUAGAUUUUUUAUGCUACAUUGGCUGUUCUUGAUUUGAUGUUAGAAACUAAGAAAAGAAGAAGGUUGUUGGUUUUGGAAUGGAGUAUUGUGUGUGAACUGAGGAGCCAAUUAUGUCAAUUAAUUCUUCAUCUGGGAAACAGGAGCUCUCCUCUCGAAAAGAUUGUGUGAAGUAGCAGAGACUUCUUUUUGUUGGUUUCUGCAUCUACCCCUGGUUUCUCCCAAGAUUGUAAAAAAUUUAGUGGAAGAUUUCAUUUGUAAUUUAUUCCUUAACACGUGAUAAUAUAUGGCUUGUUUGUUUAAGGGGUCUGUACUUUAUUAAUACAUGCCAUUUUCCUCAUUUGUAAUUUUUGUGAGUUUUAUAUAGGAAAACAGUUUUCUUUA
This is a messenger RNA of Macadamia integrifolia, 3610 nucleotides long. RefSeq names its product protein PHOX1-like. The transcript is spliced from 4 exons. The record is from RefSeq and is a predicted model, not a curated record. The coding region runs from base 725 to 3019 and encodes 764 amino acids. Lineage: Eukaryota; Viridiplantae; Streptophyta; Magnoliopsida; Proteales; Proteaceae. Gene Ontology annotation, molecular function: protein binding.